AUGGGCGGCGGAGAAUCCGAGAAGGAGGAGGAUUUGGUGGAGUUACCGCCGUGUCUUGCUGGAGUGAGACUGGUUGAUGCUCCUGUUCUGUUCUUUGUUGUUUCGCAUAAGGCUUUUCGGGCAGAGAUAGCGUCACUUCUCCACCUGGCGGUGGAGGCAGCUUCGAGUGAGGUUUAUGAUCACGAACUUGUGGUUGACCUUGGCCGGAGGUUCGAGUUUUUGAGGCUCGUUUAUAAGUAUCAUUGUGUUGCAGAAGAUGAGGUCAUCUUUCUAGCGCUAGAUGCACAAGUAAAGAACGUUGUGCCAAGUUAUUCACUCGAACACAAAACCAUCGAUGAUAACUUCAAAUCCAUUUUCCAUUUCUUGGAUCUCUUGAUGAACAAAACUGAAGAUAUUCCUAAGACGUUUCAAAACCUUUUGAUUUGCAUAAGUACAAUCCAGGAAAUAAUAUACCAGCAUAUGCUGAAAGAAGAGAAGCAGGUCUUUCCUUUGCUCAUGCAGAAAUUCUCUUCCACAGAACAGGCUCAGCUUGUCUGGCGGUAUAUGUGUAGUGUUCCCAUCAUACUACUGGAAGAAUUUUUGCCAUGGAUGGCGUCUUCUCUUUCUUCAAAUGAACAACUAGAUGUUGUAAGUUGCAUCGAGGUUAUUGUACCAAAAGAAAGACUAUUCCAAGAGGUGAUUGUUUCCUGGCUUGGAAAUAAUAAGAGAUCUUAUUCUGACGGCUGCAGUAAUUAUGGAAAAAGACCUCACUUUUACAAUGAAUUAUCUACUUUCGAGGAUAGACUCUAUGAAUCUAAGAUUUGCUCUGAAGAACAGCAACAGCAGAAAGCAUCUUCAAUAUGCAAAAAUGAUGUGCAAAACCCCAUUGAGGGCAUUCAUCUUUGGCAUGCUGCCAUCAGAAGAGAUUUUAAUGAAAUUUUGGAGGAAUUACAUCAAAUAAGAAGCUCAAGCAGUUUUUCAAGCUUAGCUUCAGUCAUGACCCAGCUAAGAUUUAUUGCAGACGUCCUCAUCUUUUACAGCAUCUCUUUGGACCAAUUUUUUAAUCCAAUGCCAAGUGAAGUUUCCAAACAAGGCCAAUCUCCUAGCAUCCAACUCAUUGAUCAAAGUCAAAUUGAAGAUCUUCAAAAGUUGCUGUUCUAUGAACUUCAAGGCACAACACAGCUAAGCAGCUUUGUAGAGAUCCUUUGCAAGAAACUGGAGUCGUUUGUGUGGGGUUUCAGCAAAAACAUUAUUUUUCUAGAAGCUGAGGUUUUCCCAAGCAUUGCCAAAAUUUGCACCCGUGAAAUGCAGCUAUGGUUACUGUACACAGGCCUUCGUAAGAUGCCCCUUGGAUUGCUCAGGUAUGCAGUUACUUGGUUCUCUGCUCAUUUAACCGAGAACGAGUCCAACUCCCUUCUUAAGAACAUAAAGCUGGGAUGUCCUGUAGCAAACAAUUCUUUUGCACUUUUGCUACGUGAAUGGGUUCACAUAGGCUGUUCAGGUAAAUCCUCUGUCACAAAAUUUAGACAAGAUUUGCAAGAACUAUUCAAUGACCGAAGCUAUUACCUGACUGAGCAAAUCAAGCAGGACACUGGAUUCUCUGAUACACAAUUAAAAAUACAACUCCCAAGCAAAUAUAACUCUGAGCUGCUGGCCUUGAGGUCAGCUAUGAUUAUGAAGAAAAGUGAAGCUAAUCCUUCAUUUUCUGUCUUCAAUCCAACUGAGAAGCAUGACACCUCUUAUUCUGGUGUUAUACAUCUAAAUAUAUUCUAUCCUCAACCUUUAUCCUCCAUUCAGAAACAUCUUGCUGAAUAUAACAAUGCGAACAUCUUUCUUACUCUUGAAUCAAGACCGAUGGACCAUAUCCUAUUCAUCCACAGAGCUCUCAUAAAAGAUAUGGAGUAUCUUGUCUCCCUCUCAGCUAAGCUGGAUGCAGAUAUAGGACUUCUUACUGAGUUCAAAAAAAGAUUUCAUCUCUUACAUAAUAUAUAUAAAACUCAUAGCAAUUCAGAGGAUGAGAUUGCUUUUCCUGUUCUCGAAUCAAAGGAAACACUGCAGAACGUCAGCCACUCCUACACCAUUGAUCAUAAAAUGGAGGCCAAACAAUUCAGGAAAAUUUCCCUUAUCCUUAAUGAGAUCUCCAAGUUGCAUCUUGAUGUUGAAUGUGAUCAGAUGAGGCCAAAGCACCAUCAGUUGUGUUUAAAGCUCCACGAUAGAUGCAUAUCCAUGCUUAAAGUACUAUCUGAUCACAUAUACCGUGAGGAAGUUGAAAUUUUUCCGUUGUUUAGAAAAUACUUCUCCAUUGAGGAACAAGAAAAGAUGGUAGAACAUAUGCUUGGAAGCACAAGAGCAGAAUAUCUGCAACAAAUGAUACCCUGGUUAAUGGCAUAUUUAACACCCAAUGAACAGAAAGCAUUGACGUCUUUAUGGCGUAAGGUUGCUAAAAAUACGAAGUUUGAUGAAUGGUUAGGAGAAUGGUGGGACGGUAUGAAAAGAUGUGAUGUAGCUAAGGUACAAGAGGGACCAAAUUCUUCUUCAUUGGCUGCUAACCCACUGGAAGUUGUUUCUAUGUAUUUGCUGAAAGAAGGCACUAACAGCCAAAAGAAUCGGCGUGACAGAGGGAAUGAAGUUUUACAAGAAGAAUUUGCCUUCUUCAACUCUGAGCACUCUGGAUCUCUCAUUGGGGUUAAAGCAACCUGUGGAGGUCAAGAAGGAUUUCAAUCACCAAACUCUACUGAAUAUCACAGCAAGGCUGACAAGAAGAGAGACAAGGAAACAAAAGAUCCCUGUCCAGAUGAUGAACCAGUGAAGAAGAUUGAGAAUUGUGAGAAGUUGGACAAUCAGGAGCACCCUCUAAUCAUGAGUCAAGAAGAACUGGAAGCUACAAUAAGAAGAAUAUCUCGUGACUCUGCUUUGGAUUCUCAGAUGAAAGCGCAUAUAAUUCAGAACCUGCUAAUGAGUCGAUGGAUGGUAACACAACAGAUGUCUCAUCAAGAGGCUGCUGUGGCAACUGAGAGGGGAGAAAUUCCAGGUCAAAGCCCAUCUUAUCGCGAUCCUCUCAAAUUGGCUUUUGGUUGCAAGCACUACAAGAGGAAUUGCAAAAUUCUUACUCCAUGUUGCAAUAAGCUACACACAUGCAUACGGUGUCACGAUGAUGCAACCGAUCAUUCUGUGGACAGAAAAGCUGUAACGAAGAUGAUGUGCAUGAAAUGCUUGGUACUUCAACCAAUUGGUCCAAAAUGUUCAACGCUUUCUUGUGAUGGCUUCUCGAUGGGAAGAUACUAUUGCAGGAUUUGCAAAUUGUUUGAUGAUGACAGGAAAAUCUAUCAUUGCCCUUACUGUAACUUGUGCCGGGUCGGAAAAGGAUUGGGCAUUGAUUACUUUCAUUGUAUGAAAUGCAAUGCGUGUAUGUCAAGGUCUCUCUUUGUGCAUGUAUGCAGAGAGAAGUGCUUUGAGGAUAAUUGCCCAAUUUGCCACGAGUAUAUUUUUACUUCAAACUCUCCAGUAAAGGCACUGCCAUGUGGUCAUUUGAUGCAUUCAGCAUGUUUUCAGGAUUACACAUGCUCUCAUUAUACCUGCCCAAUUUGUAGCAAGUCACUGGGGGACAUGCAGGUGUAUUUUGGAAUGUUAGAUGCUCUAUUAGCUGAAGAGAAAAUUCCAGAGGAAUAUUCUGGUCAGAUUCAGGUUAUACUUUGCAAUGACUGUGAGAAAAGAGGAACUGCAGCCUUUCACUGGCUCUACCACAAGUGUUCUCACUGUGGUUCAUACAAUACCAGGCUCUUAUGA
Messenger RNA from Fraxinus pennsylvanica, 3765 nucleotides. NCBI's taxonomy places the organism in Eukaryota, Viridiplantae, Streptophyta, Magnoliopsida, Lamiales, Oleaceae. The record is from the annotation of a GenBank genome assembly.